GAACAGCGUGUCAAACAGCACAGUCAAGUCACACUUCCAGCUGGUAAAUGUGGCGGCAGCAGAAAGCCGUGGCGUGUUUCAUAAUCUGAGUUUUAACACACGGUGGAAAGCUAUUUAAAGAUUGCAUUCCCUGAUGUAUAAAUCAUUAUUUGACAGCUCGAGUUGCUCUGUGAGAAUUUAAGUUUUACGAUUAAGAUCAUUCCGUAGAGAAAAUGGCGGAGGUUGCGACACCCGGUGCGGAAAAGAGCCUCGACGACUUCUUUGCUAAGCGGGAUAAAAAGAAGAAGAAAGAAAAGGGUAAAGGGAAAGAAGUAGGCCCGGUGAUCGCACCAGCCUCGCUGAAGAAGACCAAGAAAGAAAAGGAGAAGUCGAUGAAAAACGAAAACCAAGAUCCGACCAUUGAGAAGGAGGAUGAGGAAUGGAAAGAGUUUGAGCAGAAGGAGGUGGACUACACUGGCUUGAGGCUUCAGGCGCUGAUGAUGAGUGAUGAAAAAGAGGAGGAAGAGUAUGAGAAGGAGGAGGUGGGAGAGGAUGGUGAGAUCAUAUUGGUCAGUGGAGAUAAAGUUUCAGGCCCUUGGAACAAAUCCGGACCUCCUCCACCAGCUGCUCCCGUGGCAGAGGACAAAGAGGUUUCUGAGUCGAAGCCUGCUGGUGUAUAUCGUCCCCCUGGGGCUCGGUUAGGUUCAUCAAAAAAGGGGCCAUCACAGGGGCCUCCAGAGAUCUUCAAUGAUGCGCAGUUCCCCUCACUUCUUGCAACUGCCAAACACGUGGAGACUCGCAAGGAUCGAGAGAUUGAGAAGACGUUUGAGGUGGUCAAGCACAAGAGCCGUGCCAGAGAAGAAGGUGGUCAAGGAGCUGUGCAGCAUUUACAGUUAGACAACCAGUUUGCUGUUCUGGAGGAUAAAUAAACAACACUAUGUCCUCACCCCUCAGCCCACCACCAACGGUGCAGUCCGAUCCACAGGGCAAGGUGAACUGCUGCUGUGCUAAUGCAGUGCUGAUCAUGCUGGAGAUGCAACACACACACACACACACACACACUCUCUCUCUCUCUCUAUCUAUACUACAUGGUUAUUUCCUCUCUUUUGCUCUCACAGUUCUCACACACAGGUCCCCCCAUACAUACAUACAUACACACACACACACAGACACUCACACGACAUUCGGACAGUGCCCUCAAGUAUUUCACUCACACUUUGGCUGGCCAAGGUUCUCUUUUAUUGAACACAUCCAAAAGGGCUGCGGCAAAGGGGACUGAGUGACUUUCAAAUUCUCCUUCUUAUUACAGUGGAAACAAGCUAACUUCUGUGAUGGUGGAUUUACUCAGAGCAGUGGAUGGUUGGAGAGCUGCGCAAUGGGACAUCAGCUGAACUCUGAGAAAGCCCUCUCUGAGGAUGGACUCUUUAUCAUGUGAUCAAUUGAACUUCUGUUGAAACAUCUUUUUUUUUUUGCUUCGCUAGAUCAGCAGAACUCCUGAACAUGAAGUUGUUUUCUUUUCAUGACUCGAGUACAGCGGGAGUGUUUGGGUCAGGCCAGAGGAGAGGGUAAGACUACCUCAGUUGCAGAUCUGUGCUUGGGCCUGGUCACAAUCCCAGCUGAAGAGGAGCACUUAACACUUCAUCUUAAACUUGAAAAUUUCUUUUCUCUCCCCCACUUUCUUCCUUUUGGGGCUCGAAAGCUUGUGAUAUUUGAAUCGGUUCUAUUAAAAGUGGCCUUACUGUAAAGAUUAAAAUCAUAGAAGAGUGAUUUGAAAUAUAUAAAUAUAUGAGUGAGAGAAAUGUUUAUCAUCCUCUGGAGAGACGCUUGCUGAGUGUGUGGAAGGCUGCUGCUUGCCUCAAUUGUACCACUUUGAGGAGUAAAAACCACCUCCCUGCUUCCUUGUACUGGGUUGUAGUGCUAAGUUGUAGUUUAAAUGAUCUUUUUUUUUCCUCUGGACUCUGCUUAAGCAUUGAGAUUGUUUAUUGCUAAAGUGAAUUUGGUUCAAGGCUUACUGUGUUCAGAUGAAAACCCCACCCUAUUUUGAUGAACUGUUUCCAUUUAAUGUUUCCCCCCAUUUUCCUCUCUUUCUCCCCUUUUCAGUAUACUUUUUAAUCUGAUUUAAUGAUUGGCAAACCAGAAUUAAAGCGUAACCUUCUGAAGUGUC
Messenger RNA from Ictalurus furcatus (blue catfish), 2143 nucleotides. RefSeq names its product carnitine deficiency-associated gene expressed in ventricle 3 (gene cdv3). The transcript has 5 exons. The record is from RefSeq and is a predicted model, not a curated record. NCBI's taxonomy places the organism in Eukaryota, Metazoa, Chordata, Actinopteri, Siluriformes, Ictaluridae. Gene Ontology annotation, cellular component: cytoplasm. Bases 213 to 908 code for a protein of 231 amino acids.